AUGUUCGAACAAGAACAAUUUAUCUAUGAAAUUAUUAUUCCACAACGUUUAUUAUUUUAUCGAAAAUCGAUUCGUGAAAAACGCUUAUCAAAUACAUUUCUAUCUUAUCGAAUAUAUAGUUUUAAUCAAACAUUUGAUUUAUCAUUAAUUAAAAAUGAUAUAUUUUUAUCACCAUCAUUUUUUGUACAAUAUUUUAAUGAAAAUCAAACAUGGAUUAAUCGAGAUAUUGAAGAUUGUUUUUAUCAAGGUUAUGUCAAUGAAAAUCAUUUAUCAACAAUAUCAAUUAGUUUAUGUAAUGGUUUGUUUGGAACAUUUAUCUAUGAUAAUAUAGAAUAUUUUAUCGAACCUAAAUACUAUAAAAAUAGUAGUUCAUGGAAUUUUGAACAUUUAAUUUAUACACAUAAAGAUUUAUCAUUAUCAAAAGAAUUGACUAUUCAUUGUCCCGUAGAUGGUAUACCGUAUUUUGAACAACAAUAUAACUCUCAUCAUUAUCGUUCACAUCAUCUUACACGACGUCGAAAAAAACGUCAAUAUGAUUUUGAUUCUAUGGCAAAACAUGUUGAAAUACUUGUUGCUUAUGAUGAAUCAAUAAAAGAAUUUCAUUCUGAUAUCGAUAUUAAAUCAUAUAUUCUUACAUUAUUUAGUUAUGUUUCACAUUUAUAUUCAGAUGCAAGUAUUGGAAAUAAUAUUAAAAUAUGGUUAGUUAAAUUAAUCGAAUUAGGAAAAGAUUUAAGUAAUGAUAUUGAAUCAACAGGUGAUGCAGCUGAUAUAUUAAAUAAAUUUUGUAUAUGGCAAAGAGAAUACAAUAUACAAGAAACAUAUGAUGCAGCUGUUCUUCUUACUAGGAUACCAUUAUGCCAUAAACAUAUUCAACAUAUAACUGGUAAUAAAUGUGAUACAUUGGGUUUGACAGAAUUAGGUACAAUGUGUAAUGUAACAUCAAAUUGUGUUAUUGUACGUGAUAAUGGCUUUGCAACUGCAUUUACAAUUGCUCAUGAAAUAGCUCAUUUAUUUGGUAUUCGUCAUGAUAAUGAUAAAGUUUGUUUGAAUUUAAAUAAAGAACAAAAUAUAAUGGCAACUUCACUUAUAUUUAAUAAUAAUCAUUAUAAAUGGUCGAAUUGUAGUAGACAUUAUUUUACUCUCUAUGUUGAGUCUGAUCGAUACCCAUGUUUGAAUAAUAUACCAAAUUAUAAGUCAUUCUUAUUUCAAGAUUUAAAUAAUAAACAAAAAGUUGGUGAAUUACCUGGUCGUUUUAGUGAUCUUGAUGAACAAUGUCGUCGAGCAUUUGGUAUUCAUUUUGAAUAUUGUAAAGACUUAAGUCAUGGUCCAAAAUGUACUCGUCUUUAUUGUCGUGAAAUAUUAUCUGAUUCAUCAUUAUGUAUAACUAAUCAUGCACAUUGGUCCGAUGGUACUCUAUGUUCAGAAUCAAGAAGUGAAAUUAAACGUUGUUUUCAUGGUCAAUGUCGAAAUAUACAAGAUUUACAAAUAAUAAAUGGUAAUUGGAGUGAGUGGUCAUUGUGGUCACCUUGUACACGUACAUGUGGAAGUGCAAUACAAAAAUCAGAACGAUAUUGUAAUAAUCCAAAGCCAGAAAAUGGUGGUCAAUAUUGUCCUGGACAAUCAACUCGAAUACAAUCAUGUGAAAAUAAUCCACCUUGUGAAGAUUCUGUUGAUACGUUACGUCAACGUCAAUGUUCUAUCUAUAAUAAUCAUACGAUAGAUCUAUCAUUACCUAUUGGUGUACGUUUUGAACCAAAAUAUAACGUAUUACCAAAUGAACGAUGUAAAUUAAUUUGUAAAGUAACCGAUGAUUAUCUUGAACGAUCAUUUAUCUUCAAUGAUCGUGUUGAUGAUGGUACACCAUGUGAACAUGAAAAUGAAUCUCGAGAUAUUUGUAUAAAUGGUAUUUGUAUGCCAUUUGGUUGUGAUUUAAAAUAUGGAUCAAAUGCUACAGAAGAUAUUUGUGGUGUAUGUAAUGGACAAAAUCGUACAUGUAAAUUAAUUAAAGGACAAAAAAUUGUUGCUAAUUUUGGAAUAACAGAUAUAAUUACUAUACCAAUUAAUACAACACAUGUUAGUAUAACACAAAUAUCAUCAAAAAAAGAUCUUUAUUAUUUAGCAGUUAAAUAUAUAAAUGGAACAUAUAUUCUUAAUGAUUUACAUAGUUUGCAAUUAUAUAAUAUUAAAAUUCGUAUUGGUAGUGCUCGACUUAUUUAUAGUGGAUCAAAUUCUAUAAAUGAAAGUAUUUUAAUAAUUGGUCGUCUUAAAGUUCCUUUAGAAAUUCAAAUUAUUUCAAUUUCUCAAUCAGAUUUAUCAACAACAAUAGUUCAUUGGGAAUAUUAUAUUCCAUUAGAUGAAAAAGAUUUCAUUCAACAAUAUGGAGAUUAUUCAUUGGAUUAUUAUUGUGAUCGACCAUGUCAAGGUUUUAAACAAGUUAAAAAAUGUAUGAUCUAUGAAAAAGAAUAUGAUUUAAUUUAUUGUUUAAUUUUUAAAAUACCAUUUGAAUAUAUACAAGAACAAUGUAAUAAUGAUUGUAUAUUAAAGUGGACUAUAAAAUAUGAACAAACUUGUUCAACAAGAUGUGGUGAUGGUUAUAAACGUGUGUUAUAUGAAUGUACAAAAACAAGCUUGAGUAUAGAAUCAAUAGAUGAAGAUAUUUGUAGAAAAUAUAUUGGUGAAAAACCAAAAGAUAUUAUAUCUUGUAUUGGAGAUUGUACUGAUACAGGAUGGGUUUAUGGAAACUGGAGUAAUUGUUAUUACGAUAAAAAUUGUAUACGUAAACGAUCAAUUGAAUGUCGAAAUUCAUCGAAUUUCGUGAUAGCAAAUGAUUAUUGUACAUCAGAUUUUAUGUUUGAUAUUGAACGAUGUGCUGAAGUAGAUUGUGAACAAUCAAGAUGGAAUUUUACUACAUGGUCGGAUUGUGACUGUAUUUCGAAGCUUCGGGAACGAAAUGUUUCUUGUAUUCGUUAUGGUAAACAAGUUAGUGAUCAAGAUUGUUCAUACGAGCCUAAACCAGAUGAAACAAUAUCGUGUUUUAAUGAAUGUUUCAUACCAAAUUGGCAAACAUAUUCGUGGCAACCAUGUACGGCAACAUGUUCAUCAUAUAAAGGCAUUCGUCAUCGUCGUGUUGUUUGUUCUUAUCAUAGCUCCAUUGUCGAAGAUGAUUAUUGUGAUCAACAAUUGAAACCAAUUGAACAGGAAUGGUGUACAACAAAUAUUACUUGUUUAACAUGGUUUAUUGGUGAAUGGUCAUCUUGUUCAGUUACAUGUGGUCAAGGUUAUCAACAACGUAUAGUUUAUUGUAAUGAUCCAUCUCGUCCAUGGUUACGUAUAUCUGAUAAUGAAUGUCAAACUUUGUUAGGUGAACAUAGUAAACCAGAUGAACAAAAAAAUUGUUCAAUUACAGAAUGUCCUUAUUGGCAAAUAAGUCCAUGGAGUAAUUGUUCAGGUAAAUGUGGUUUACAAAAACGUUAUCGAUCUAUAUUAUGUUUACAUAAUGGACUUGAAAUUGAUAAUAAUUAUUGUUUAAAAAUCUAUAAUGAAAAACCUUCAACAAUCGAAAUAUGUAAUCAACAACUUUAUUGUCCUCAUUGGAUAACAGAUAUAUGGUCUGAUUGUUCUGUAACAUGUGGAAUUGGAAUUCAAUAUCGUUCAGUUUUAUGUAAAAAUCAAGAUCAAAUAGUUUUCGAGGACGAAUGUGAAAAUCAUCAUAGACCUAUAAUGAUGAAACAGUGUCAUAUGAAUUCUUGUCAGAAUGAUACACCCAUUUGGAUGACAAGUGAUUGGACACAAUGUGAUCUUCAAACUUGUUUACAAACGCGGACAGUUCGAUGUAUUAGUUCAAUAAGUAAACGAAAUUUAUCAAUGUUCGAAUGUACACAAAAUCAAAUUCAACCAUUAACAAAUCGUAUUUGUCCAAUAUCAGAUUGUUUAGAAUGGCGUGUAGCUUAUUGGCAUGGCUGUCCAAUUAAAUGUGGUCUUGGUAUUGAAUAUGGUUCAGGUUUUCAUUGUUAUACUCGUCAAAUACCGAUAAGAAAAUUAAAUCCUACAGAAUGUGAAUUAGUUCAACCUCAAUUAGUAAAACCAAUAUUAAGACGAGUUUGUCGAAGAAAUUGUAUUGAAUGGAGAACAGGCGGUUGGUCUGAGGUAAAGAUUUAA
Rotaria sp. Silwood1 is the source of this 4158-nucleotide messenger RNA. NCBI's taxonomy places the organism in Eukaryota, Metazoa, Rotifera, Eurotatoria, Philodinida, Philodinidae. The record is from the annotation of a GenBank genome assembly.